Molecule: messenger RNA, 774 nt
Organism: Ipomoea nil (Japanese morning glory)
Lineage: Eukaryota; Viridiplantae; Streptophyta; Magnoliopsida; Solanales; Convolvulaceae
Exons: 1
Coding region: 1-774 (257 amino acids)
Source: RefSeq, a predicted model, not a curated record
AUGGAUGUUCGAGAAAUUAUACCGUCAACAGAGGGUAUUAGUCUGGACGAUGAGGAAGAGGGCGUACGCUUCGAGGAUGAGGUUUAUGGUAUCACUGCGCAGCCUCCGGUGCGUAGUACAUGGACGUUGGUCAGACGAUUUCUCACGGAUCGGAUCAUGAAGGUUGAGAUGAUGAAGAGGGUGAUGGCCUGGACUUGGCGACCACUCAUGGGAAUAGAGGUAACAGAUGUACUCCCGAACUUAUAUCUCUUUAUGUUUUUUAACAAGACAGACAUGCGCCGGGUGUUGGAGGAGGGUCCCUGGGCGUUUGAGAACACGACGCUUCUUUGCCAGGUUUUGGAUGACGGAGUGGAUCCAACGCAAGUGGUGUUGAACACAGUAGACUUCUGCCUGCAGGUUUACGAUAUUCCAUUGGGAUACCGUACGGUGAAGGUACUUGAACGAAUUGGGGAUUUCGCGGGGGUGUUUCUGCGGUAUGAUGAACGUAACUUUGAGAGGCCGUGGACUUCAUUUUACCGGGUACGUAUAACGCAUGAUGUAACUGUUCCUUUGAAACGUCGUAUGAAGAUAAUCAUGUGGGAUGGGACGUGGUCAUGGAUAAAUUUCAAGUACGAGCGACUACAUAUGUUUUGCUUCUUUUGUGGCAUAAUGGGGCAUACUGAUAAAUUUUGUUUAGCUGCUCGGCGUUCUUUGUUAUCUCCGGAUCAAUACCUAUUUGGUGCGGCAAUGAGAGCAGGUGGGAAUAGUCCAGCCAAAUUGUUAGGGGACAAAUAG